This is a messenger RNA of Cadophora gregata, 2091 nucleotides long. RefSeq lists its product as uncharacterized. The transcript is spliced from 3 exons. Gene Ontology annotation, molecular function: zinc ion binding; DNA binding; DNA-binding transcription factor activity, RNA polymerase II-specific. Gene Ontology annotation, biological process: DNA-templated transcription; regulation of DNA-templated transcription. Bases 1 to 2091 code for a protein of 696 amino acids. NCBI's taxonomy places the organism in Eukaryota, Fungi, Ascomycota, Leotiomycetes, Helotiales, Ploettnerulaceae. The record is from RefSeq and is a predicted model, not a curated record.
AUGGCUGAAGCUCAGGAAAGAGCUAAUACCCCGCCGGGGGGUCCACCAAUGACGAAGCAAAAAAGACUCGAACGAUCUUGCGUCCUGUGUCACCAGCGGAAGAUCCGUUGUGACAAGAAGUCUCCGUGUAGGAACUGUAGCCGCGCCGAUGUCUUGUGCUACUACCCCGAGCCGGAGCAGAUCUUGCGGCGGCCGCCAAAGACGACAAUUGCUGAUGUUUCGGCACGUCUCGCCCGCCUGGAGAGGACUAUCAGUGCCCUUUUCAAUGAUCCUGCAAUCACGCAAAACGAUACUCCGCCUGUUGGACGGCCUGUCAUCGAGGACUUCAACUCAUUGGACCUUAAUACUCCUUCUGUGGAGAGUACGGCGAGUGUAGAAAAGCUGGUUCAAGGGAACACUUCAAGUCUCUACUACAACGAGGCACUCAUUUCUCGAGUCUUAGAAGAGGAACAAGAAAUCGAGUCCUUGAUGGAGAAUCAGUAUGAUACGACUCAUUCUCACGACUCGGCUUCUUUAGAUAUUGAUCCUCUUCUCUCUGCCUUCCACAAGCCAUCUCCAGGGAGCGGACUCGACCAUCCGGCUCGACAAUGCGCUAUACAGCUAUGGCAAGCUUUUGUCAAUAAUGUUGACCCGCUCUUCAAGAUCUUCCAUAUCCCAACAACACAAAGUAUCAUUUACGGCGCUAUCAGCAACCCCGAAAAUGUCGAUGCUGGAAUCAACGCUCUUCUAUUUGCUGUAUACUUCGCUGGAGUAACGAGUUUGAGUUCAGACCAAGUGAUGAACCUUCUCGGACUUCCUAAGAAUGCUGCCCUCAACACCUUCAAGCAAGGCUUGGAGCAGUCGCUUGCUGCUGCAGGCUUCUUAGACACCCCGACGUUAAUAACUCUGCAAGCAAUAACUUUGUUUAUAUUUUGUUUCCGCGCCUCUAACACAGGUCGAGCUAUCUGGACCUUGAACGGUCUCGUAACUCGGUCGGCCCAGUCCAUUGGCCUCCACCGCGACGGUACGAACUUCAAACUUCCGCAUUUUGAGUGCGAGAUGCGGCGGCGCCUCUGGUGGCUGAUUGUCGCCAACGACUCUCGCGCCACCGAAGAUCACGGUCUUAAAAUAUACACAUGCGACAGCGCUGUCGAUGUCGCACUGCCCUCGAAUGUCAACGAUAGCGAGCUCUAUCCAACCAUGCAAGAGCCACUUCCAGCAUCAGGACCAAAGUGGUCCGACAUGUCCUUCACCCUAAUGGUCAUCGAAGCACAUAAUGUUCUCCGUAAACUCUCUCCGAGCGCUCAACCAAACAGCAGUCCUCCGACGGAAGCAGCUCGACAACAAGCGUUCGACAAGCUAAAGGCCCAUUUCGAGACCACAUACCUACAAUACUGCGACCAGAACAUCCCAAUUCAGCGCAUGGCUUAUCUCGUUGGCAAGCUCCUCCCCAGUAAACUCGAUUUCGUCACACGCCAACAAUGGCUCCGACAACACACCUCAACCACGCUUGUCAUGACUCCCGGUUCGCCCGCACAGUCACAGACGAGCGAGGAAUGGCAAGGAACGGAGAGAGACCUCCUCCACGCAAUCAAGAUCCUGGAGAUUAGCGACCACUUCCGAACCGAUACCAUGAUCCAGGGAUUCCAAUGGAACAUACGAACAUAUCCACAGUAUCAUGUGCUAAUGUUUGUCUUCCGGUACUUGUGCGUGGCACCCGAGGGUCCUAUAACGGACAGGGCGUGGACGCUAGCAAAUACUUGUUUUGAGAGCGAAGCCCCCUUCGAGGCGGGGUGGAAUUGGACGGUCUUGAGCAGACUGAGAGGGAAGGCAAUGAAGAUUAGAGAGUCUGCAUCAGUGGCGGGAGCAGGAGGCAAGAUCGCGGGAGGAGGAGGAGGUAAUGCAGAGAAUAUCAAUGGAAGUGAGACGCCGGGGCAACAAAGCUUUGAUGUGGAGACUGCCACAGCGACAGAAGCGACCACUGACGAAGUUGGAGGAGUAAGCGAUGCUCAGCAAGCACAACUUCUAUCGAGCAUGGACUGGAGUCUGGACGCCUUCCUGUAUUGGGGCUCGAUGACUGGCAUUGAGGAUGUGGAGACCUUCGAGUCCUAG